Cottoperca gobio is the source of this 5376-nucleotide messenger RNA. It is a transcript of the gene pcdh10a, whose product is annotated as protocadherin 10a. Lineage: Eukaryota; Metazoa; Chordata; Actinopteri; Perciformes; Bovichtidae. Gene Ontology annotation, molecular function: calcium ion binding. Gene Ontology annotation, cellular component: plasma membrane. Gene Ontology annotation, biological process: homophilic cell-cell adhesion. The transcript is spliced from 5 exons. The coding region runs from base 536 to 3649 and encodes 1037 amino acids. The record is from RefSeq and is a predicted model, not a curated record.
CCGAGCUGCAAACAUCAUCCGCUUUGAGCGCUUAGGCGCAGUGAUUACAUCCUCUCAGAGAGAGAUAGAGAGAAAGUCUCCAGGCUUUAUUUAGAAGUUGCAUUUGUAGUAGAUUACGGCGGCUGCGUAAGAUAGGACUUUUUGCUGUCUUCUUUUUCCGCUCGCGUGGAAUUUCCUAUGUUGUUUUGUGACUUUAUGUGAAGAAGGGUCUGUCUGUUCUGUGCACAGGGAGUGUUGGCUAUGCGUCCUGGCUGCAGCCUGCAAUGUUUGCGCUGACGCCAAAACUCACAGACCGGUGCAGAAUUGAUUAAAACAGAGGAGCUCGGAUCAAAUGGCUGUGCUUCUCACAGCUGAAACGACACAAUGUUCCACUGACCCAAGGCAGAGGAGAGGAAUUUCACAAUUGGGCAGCAUUGUUGCUGUUUAUUUCACUGCCUUUCUGCGGACAGAGGAAAUGGGAAAAGCUAAUUUCUUGUAAGAAAAAGGAAUAACACUUUUUUUUGUCUUGAAGUGCACUUUGUGAGAGGGAGAGGAGAUGAUUUGGUUAAUAUUCCUGCUCUCCAUCCUGCAUGGAGCUGUUUCUCAGCUACACUACUCCGUGCCAGAGGAGCAGGAGCCUGGCUCCGUUGUUGGGAAUAUUGCAGAGGAUUUGGGGCUGGACAUUACCAAACUUUCCGCUCGCCGCUUCCAGACGGUGCCCAGUUCGCGGACACCUUAUCUGGAGGUGAACUUAGAGAACGGCGCUCUCGUUGUGAAAGAGAAAAUUGACCGAGAAGAAAUCUGCAAGCAGACCAUCCCGUGCCUAUUGCACCUGGAGGUGUUUCUGGAGAACCCGCUGGAGCUCUUUCGCGUGGAGAUCGAGGUGAUGGAUAUCAACGACAAUCCGCCCAGCUUCCCCGAGACAGACAUUUCCGUGGAGAUAUCAGAAAGCGCCAUCCCCGGGACCCGUUUCCCGGUGGAGAACGCCUUCGACCCGGAUGUGGGCACGAACGCGCUCAGCACAUAUGCCAUCACGAAUAAUAACUAUUUUUACCUUGACGUGCAGACGCAAAGCGACGGGAACAAGUUCGCGGAGCUGGUGCUGGAGAAGCCGCUGGACCGGGAGCAGCAGGCGGUGCACCGCUACGUGCUGACGGCUGUGGAUGGGGGCAUCCCGCAGCGCACCGGGACUGCUCUUCUGGUCGUUAAAGUUCUGGACUCGAACGAUAACGCGCCCACCUUUGAUCAGUCAGUGUACUCUGUGAACCUGCGGGAAAACUCUCCGGUGGGCACUCUGGUCAUUCAGCUCAACGCCACGGAUGUUGACGAGGGACAAAACGGAGAAAUAGUUUAUUCUUUCAGCAGCCACAACGCCCCGCGGAUAAAGGACUUAUUCAAUAUUGACGGCAGAACAGGUAGGAUAGAGGUGGCGGGCGAGGUGGACUACGAGGAGAGCAGCACGCAUCAGAUUUAUGUCCAGGCUAAAGAUCUGGGGGCUAAUGCGGUCCCCGCGCACUGCAAAGUGCUGGUGAAACUCGUGGACGUGAACGACAACACGCCGGAGAUCGGUUUCAGCACUGUGACCGAAUCCGUGAGCGAGCAGGACGCCCCGGGCACCGUCAUCGCACUUUUUAGUGUCUCGGACCGGGACUCUGGCGAGAAUGGACACAUGAGCUGCGAGAUAUUAGGAGACGUUCCUUUCAAACUCAAAUCCUCUUUUAAGAACUACUACACCAUCGUGACGGACGGACCGCUGGACAGAGAGAACACAGACUCCUACACCAUCACCGUGGUGGCCAAAGAUAAGGGGCAGCCUUCGCUCGCCACCAGCAAGUCCAUCAAAGUGCACGUCUCCGAUGAGAAUGACAACGCACCCCGCUUUACGCAGGCUGUGUAUGAUGUGUAUGUGACUGAGAAUAACGUGCCUGGUGCUUUCAUUCACGCUGUGAGCGCCCUGGACCCUGAUAUAGGACAAAACGCUCUUAUUACUUACUCCAUAUUGGAGUGUGACAUACAGGGCAUGUCAGUGGACACGUAUGUAUCCAUAAACCAGGACACUGGCUACCUUUACGCGCUGCGCUCUUUUGACUACGAGCAGCUGAAGGAGUUUAACUUCAUGGUGCAGGCUAAAGACGCUGGCGCCAUCGAGCUCUUCUCCAACGCCACUGUAAAUGUGAUCAUAGUUGACCAAAAUGACAACGCUCCCACUGUAAUAGCCCCCAUCGGUAAAAACGGCACAGCCAAAGAGCACCUGCCGCGCUCCGCUGAGCCUGGCUACCUGGUGACGCGCAUUGUGGCUAUGGAUGCAGAUGAUGGCGAGAACGCACGGCUGUCCUACAGCAUCCUGCGGGGCAACGAGAUGGGGAUGUUCCGCAUGGAUUGGAGGACGGGAGAGCUGAGGACAGCCCGAAGGAUCUCCCCUAAGCGGGACCCGCAGGGCUACUACGACCUACUGAUCGAAGUGAGGGACCACGGGCAGCCCCCUCUGUCCUCAUCCGCGAGUGUGAGCGUAAUGUUAGUGGACAGUGUGGUCGAAGGCCGCAGUGGGGAUCGCGGCUCGGCCUCCAAGGCGAAGGAGACCUCCCUUGACCUCACCCUCAUCCUCAUCAUCGCCCUGGGCUCCGUGUCUUUCAUCUUCCUCCUGGCUAUGAUCGUGCUGGCCGUGCGCUGCCAAAAGGACAAGAAGCUCAACCUGUACACGUGCCUGAUGGCCGGCGAAUGCUGUCUGUGUUGCGGCUCGUGCUGCAGCAGGCAGGCUCGAGGCCGAAAACAGAAGAAGCUGAGUAAAUCCGACAUCAUGUUGGUUCAGAGCACUAACGUGACGUCGGGGGUCGGGCCCGUGGGGCAGGUGCCCGUGGAGGAGUCUGGUGUGGGCGGCGUGGGAGGGGGCUUCGGCUCCCACCACCACCAGAACCAGAACUCCUACUGCUACCAGGUGUGUCUGACACCAGAGUCCGCCAAAACGGAUCUGAUGUUCCUGAAACCGUGCAGCCCGUCCCGCAGCACGGACACGGAUCACACCAACCCCUGCGGCGCCAUAGUCACUGGUUACAGUGACCAACAGCCGGACAUCAUAUCUAACGGCAGCAUCCUCUCUAAUGAGACAAAACACCAACGAGCAGAACUCGGGUAUCUGGUGGACAGACCCAGACGUGUCAACAGCUCGGCAUUCCAAGAAGCAGACAUCGUCAGCUCUAAAGACAGCGGGCAUGGUGACAGCGAACAGGGCGACAGUGACCACGAUGCCACCAACCGGGGUCAUGCCGGCGCUGACCUGUUCUCCAACUGCACGGAGGAGUGCAAGGCCCUGGGCCACUCCGACCGCUGCUGGAUGCCAUCCUUUGUGCCGUCCGACGGGCGCCAGGGGCCGGACUACCGCAGCAACCUGCACGUCCCCGGGAUGGACGCCACGCUGCCCGACACUGAGGUACCCUCCUCCGUCAACCUCUCCGAGCAACUCACCAUGACCUCGUCCACCGCCUCGUCCAACGAUAGGUCAUUCUCCACCUUUGGCAAGGACGGUCAAAGGUCACAGUCACACCAAAGCCUUCACCAUCACCUCCAUCAGCAACAGCAGCAGUACAGCUCCAGCACGCUAGAGAGGAAAGAGUAUGAUAGGGGGACCCUACCGUACAAACCCACCUUUCUCUCCCGCAAAAGGAUUUGCUAGCUCGUUUCACGUGGACCUGUCGGAGACGGCAUGAAUUUCUGUGCUAGACCACCAACUCUGAUGCUGGAGACAGCGACAUGAAACUACACAAACAGCAACCUGGACAACAGAAACCUUGGUUAAGCUUCAUUAUCUUGGGUGGCGAACUGUAACAAAGCCUUGGCAGUGGUGGUCGAGGGAGGAGAGGAGAACUAAAUACUGAGUAGCUGUUAACCUCGAGAUAUCUGAGGAGCAAUCCAAGGCCUUAUUCCUCUCAGCAGGACUGAGACCAGGGCCGAAACACUCGACAUGUGAAAAUUAUAAAUUCAUCAGCAGACGGAUUAGAGGAACUGAAACGAACAGAGGAAUAUAAAACAAGAAGAUGAGGGACCGAUUAACUCACAGAGGUGGGGUUUUUUUUUUGGACUGAGGAGUUAGCCUCUAGAGAUCUGUGUGUGCCUGUUUACAUGACGAAGAAAAAUAAUGUUUCUGUACAAACUUCAACCAAUGUCACACGGAACCCUUUAGCUAUUUCUAUGGUCACCACUAAGCCAACUGUACAGAGACUGUGUGGGGUAAAAAAUGGAGACUGAGAGAAAGAGAGAGAGAGAGAGAGAGAGAGAGAGAGAGAGAGAGAGAGAGAGAGAGAGAGAGAGAGAGAGAGAGAGAGAGAGAGAGAGAGAGAGAGAGAGAGAGCAGGUGUUGUACAGGUAUAAGAUGACACAGGAAAAAAAAGAAGGAAAAGCGGAUGAGCAGAGAUGAUGUGCAGUACUAUAAAUUCUGUAUCUCCGUUUUUUUUUGACUUGACUGUCUUUAUAUAACUUCUCUUUUUUGUUUCUGUUGUUCUUUCUGUGUGGUUAAAGUGUGCAGACUAAAGUAUUCCAACUUACUGUUAUAGACAGGAACAUGCUGUCAGGAGCCAGGUUCAGUCCUCUUUCAAGCUUAGCCACUUCAGGAAGGAGAUUUUUUAACACUGUGUAGAAAAAAGGAGAUAAAACAAUCCUCUUCAGUUUAUCAAUAAAAUAUCACAAAUGAAUGUUCUCAUUUCUAAACUAGUGACUAACAGUUCUCAAGUUCCUUCCUGAGCUGACUGCAGAGAAAGUAAAAUGAUCCCUUGAUGCCAUUGGCCUAUACAUAAACAAUCAGACACACUCAGUGGUUUUUAUCAUGUGUGCAAAGUGUUUACUGUGCUAUUUUAAAAAGCUUAUAAAUGAAUAUAAAUCUAUAUAUAACUAUAUAUAUAUAUACAAUAUACUUUUUUCUGAAAACUGUGUAACCAUUGGUUAGUUUCUACACCUCAUACUGUUAUUCAAUCUAAUAAUACCAAGUGCUACAAAAUCAAGACAUUUAUUGAUUCAAUCGAAGAGGAGUGCUUGAGCCUAAAAAGCAAACCCCUUCGCACCAACCAAGGAUUAAGUUGAUGUUCUUUUUUGAUUGUUACUUUUCACCGUUGACAGAUGCUGGGCCUUGUUGUGUGUAGCGAAGACACCAGUUGAGUUGUUUUGGCCUGUUGUGUAUUUUUACUAGCAGAAUAUGUGUUCAUGUACAGGAAGGGGGGCUAUCACAAUCGAGCUAGAUAUCAAAGGUUUUACAAUCAUACAAGAGAGGCAUAUACGGAUAAAUACGGACAUAAACAGACAAUAAAUAGUGCAAAGUAUUGCUUGCACACACACACACACACACACACACACACAUGUGCACACACGCACAGGUCAAGUGGUGAUAAAUAAACAGUGUCAUUGAAGUUC